AUCAUGUGCUUUUUAGAAUUCAUCUUAAUGUUUUGAUUUAAUACUGUAUAGUGUAUUAACAUUAUAAAGGUGUUGAAAAUGCUUCGAAGAGACCCAUGUGGAAUAACAUGUAUUGUUUUUACAUACGGACUUAUAUUUUACGCUGAUUAUGUUGUGAUAUCUCAGAUUGUAAUGAGUUCAUUAGAGGGAAGUGCCUGGGGAGUGUUUCAUGCAUUAUGCUUCAAUAUUCUUAUAUUUCUUCAACUCUUUGCACAUAUUCGAACAGUUUUAUCAGAUCCUGGGACUGUGCCUUUGCCAAUGACUGGGCUUGAUUUUUCUGAUGUUCAUGCGCAGAAAACGAAGCAUCAAGAGGAACAGGCGUUGGCGACUGAUGAUUGGACUGUCUGUCAGAGAUGUGAAACAUAUCGACCUCCUAGAGCUCAUCAUUGUAAAAUAUGCAGAAGGUGCAUUCGAAGAAUGGAUCACCACUGUCCUUGGGUCAAUAACUGCGUUGGAGAAAGCAAUCAAAAAUAUUUCAUUCAAUUUUUAUUUUAUACAGGUAUUCUGUGUGCAUAUGCCUUGUCGCUAGAUAUAUCAUCGUGGGUUUGGAUGGUGAAAGACACAUCGACAGAUGAAUCAUUUGCAAACCGACAAUCUGCAAUGGCGCACAGCAUCGCACUUUGUAUCGAGUCAAUAUUAUUUGGAUUAUUUGUUGUUGCAAUGUUCUGUGAUCAGAUGUCAUCAAUAUUUGAUGAUGAAACUGCGGUAGAACAUGUCAUCAAUAAAAGAAAGCCAAGGCCAGUGAGGUCACGAAAACCAAAAAUGUCUUUAGUUCGUGAAGUAUUUGGAUAUGGGCCAGUUUAUUGUUGGAUUUUUCCUUGUUCUGGAGUUAACAGCAGAACGCAACCCUCAUUUAGUUAUGAUGUUUAAUUGCGUCUGUCUAUUUAUUCAAUAUCUACAAGUUGUAUGGUAGAAAUAUAUUGCGAACUAAUGUAUAUUGGUCUGUCUUUGGCCAUUAUUCUUAUUCAGAAGUUUUUCUUUUAAUCAUACAGUCUGAUAUGAAAUAUAUUUAUCUUUCUUCUCUAUUGCUUUAUGUGAGGGUACUGAAUGACAUGAAGCUUUUAUGUAAAUUUACAGUUUUCUUGAUUCUGAAUAUUUUUAUUUUGUGUUUUUCCAUCUGUUAGAAUGAUAGAAAUAAUCUUGAAA
Molecule: messenger RNA, 1185 nt
Organism: Styela clava
Lineage: Eukaryota; Metazoa; Chordata; Ascidiacea; Stolidobranchia; Styelidae
Product: palmitoyltransferase ZDHHC7-like
Molecular function (GO): palmitoyltransferase activity
Source: RefSeq, a predicted model, not a curated record